AUGGCUACCAACAUGUUAAAGUGCAAUAGUUGCAAUGUGGUUAUUAAUGAAGUUCUCGCCUUCAUAUGUAACAAAAUUGAUGUUAUGGAUGAGGAGAGCAUUAACCGUAUAUGUGUUAGUGCGUUCUCGGAAACUGAGGUGAAAAGUGCGAAAGACUUAUUAUUUCAAUCUGUCGCCACUGCAAAACGCAAGAAGACAAGGAAACGAGACGGCAAGACGCUCCGCGACAUUGAUGAUAUCAUUUGUCUCCUCAAAGAAACAAAUCCUGAGGAAAUACCUGUCUUCGUUGCUCGAGACUUGCAAAAGUUACCCCCAGUGUUGUUUGACCACGUAGAUGUGACCCGAUUGCUGAAAGAUUUACUGAGGAUGCAAAGUGACAUAAAUCAAAUAAGGGAAGAGUAUGCGACAGUGGAACAUUUACAAGCCAUAAAGUCUGAAGUUGGUUUGUUAAAAAGUACGGUGUGUGCGUCUCCGGGCACGAGUACCGGCAACAAGGUGAACAACUUGGAUAACACGACAUUCACAGAGGAAAAUAAAAGUAAAAACACGAAUGUAAUCCCUGUAUCGCAGAUAAUACAUACAAAAAUCGCUGAGAAAAAUUUUUGUAACAAAGAAAUCGAUUUACAAAAUGAGGGUGAACAUAAAAUCCCUAGUUCGCGUUCGACGCAUCUAGCAUGUUCGCCGAGACCGGCGCGUGCGCCUCUCCCGCGCGCGCCCGUCCCCAGCCCUCCCGUACCUGUCAUGUCGCUUAGUCAAGGACACACGGACGGAUCGAAUGAACAACAACAAUCGCAAGCGAAACGGACAAGUUUUGCUAACAUCGCGCGGAAUGGAGUAUGGAAACAAGAUCAACGAAAUGAGGAAUGGAUAAAAGUUCAAAGAAAUAGAGUAAAGAACAAGUUUGUGGGUACAAGGGGGAAGGCCGAAACUGCACCUAAUACAAAUUUUAAGGCGGCCGAUAGAAAAAUACCUGUAUAUAUUUAUAAUGUGGCGAAGGAUGUUACCGUGUGUGACAUAUUAGAUUAUAUUGCGAGUAAAACAAAUGUUGAAGUGUCAAUUGAAAAGAUGCAAAUGACUUUGGCCAAGGAAUAUGAUUCAUAUAAAAUAUUUGUCCCUGGAAAGUUGCACAAUCGCGCGAUACUAGUGUUCUCGGUGUAUAUGCCCACUAACUCCGUUGAUAACUUAGUAGAAUUUACUCAGUGUUUAUGUGAGAUCAACGCAAUAAUAGAGAAUAACAGUGUUGAGUCUGUGUUCAUGCUGGGAGACUUCAACGCUCACCCAGUAAAGCAUCCAUUGUUAGCAAUAAUAAUACUGUCAGGAAAACACAAAAAACACGUAAUAUUCCUGGAUGGAAUAAAUAUGUACGCGAUGCACAUGUUGAGGCUAGGCAGUCAUAUCGCGCGUGGUUAUUAG
Molecule: messenger RNA, 1413 nt
Organism: Spodoptera litura
Lineage: Eukaryota; Metazoa; Arthropoda; Insecta; Lepidoptera; Noctuidae
Source: RefSeq, a predicted model, not a curated record